Messenger RNA from Microplitis demolitor, 1548 nucleotides. RefSeq names its product 28S ribosomal protein S5, mitochondrial (gene mRpS5). The transcript has 5 exons. The record is from RefSeq and is a predicted model, not a curated record. NCBI's taxonomy places the organism in Eukaryota, Metazoa, Arthropoda, Insecta, Hymenoptera, Braconidae. Bases 163 to 1500 code for a protein of 445 amino acids. Gene Ontology annotation, biological process: translation. Gene Ontology annotation, molecular function: structural constituent of ribosome; RNA binding. Gene Ontology annotation, cellular component: ribosome.
AAGAACUUUUUACUCGUGAUAACUCUACAUGUGGAGUAUGAUCACAGCCAUGGUGUGAUAGUGUUAUUGUACGAUCCAUAACCGGUGCAAUUGGGAUAUUUAUGGUCUGGAGUUGAAUAUACACAUGUUAUUAUAUUUAAUAUAGUGAACUAAUGAUAAAAAAUGGCACACAGAUUAUUAAAAAUUUGUGUGACUUCCCUUCAAACUCCUUUUAUCUCACGGGUUUUGAAUUCAGGAACUUCCUGUGGUACAUUACAGUGUAAACCAGGAUAUUUACAAUUUCUAAACCCACCUGUACAUUUUCGAAAUGCGACGUUUUUUAAUCGAUAUCCCGCUGAUCGAUUGUGGAAAAGUGCAACCAAUGUUAGUAAUGCUGGUAAAAAAAGAGGAAGAGCUAAAUCGAGAAGAAUGAUAAAAAAUUUAAACAGAGGUCAAGUGAUUGGAGUUGGUAAGGUCAAUAUAGUUUGGCCAGGAUUGAAUGCUCCUGCGGUGAGAGGAAGAGAGCUGGUUCAGCAACAACAACUUCCAGAAAAUCCUGAAAGAGAAAAACAAAUUUUUAAGUUAAGAGAUUCAAUGCAAAGAAAAAGGAAGGUAAAGUUACACCCUUUAGAAAGAGGCUGGAGUGGUAGAAAGCCUGGUGGUAGGAGAAUGGGACCACCAGAUCCUAUUGGGGAUGAAAAAUUUGAGGGAUUUGACUCAGUUAUCUUGGAGUACAAAUUGGUGACUGUUAUGACUGGAAAUAUGGGAAGAAAACGAAGAGUGAGUUGUAUGGUAUUAACAGGAAAUAAAAAUGGGUUAGCAGGGGUUUCUGUAGCUAAAGCACCCGAAGGAAAGGCUGCAUUAAGAAUUGCGAAAAAUCGUGCUGCGAUGAAACUCAUGUUUAUUAACAGAUGUAACGAACACACUGUUUACCAUGACUUUUUCUGUCAGUUUGGAAAAACAAAAAUUUACGUUACAAAAAAAAGUGAAGGGUACGGAUUGCGGUGUCACAGAGCUAUUAAAAGUUGCUGUGAGCUUAUUGGGAUAAAAGAUUUACAUGCUAAAGUCGAAGGAUCUCACAAUUUGCAACAUAUAAUUAAAGCUUUUUUUAUCGGUUUAUUACAACAGAAAACUCAUGAACAAUUGGCUGAAGAAAAAAAACUGCAUUUAGUUGAAUUUAGAGAUGAAAACGACAUUUUCCCAACUGUAGUGGCCUCUCCUACCCAAGUUAGGAAGUCAGAAGAAAUACAGCCAGAUGAAAUCAUGGACUUCACUCAGUACGUUUUGGGGGGUAAAGUAAUAUUAAGAAAAAAGAAGCAUCCUCCUUUCUUUCAUAGCUAUCUUUCGUGGACGAUCAGGAAGCGGAAGACGGCAUGGUUGAGAAAUAAAGAUGAAGUUAGAACACGGUUAUAUGCAGAGCACGGAGAAUUAAGGAGUUUCUAUACCGAUAAAUAUCCAGAAGCAAAACCUUCUCUAUGGAACAAAAACUUGAAAGCUAAAGAGGAAGCUGAAUUCGAAUAAGUAAAGAUUUUUAAGCACUGUUUGAAUAAAUUCGUACAAUAAAAUUAA